Epinephelus moara (kelp grouper) is the source of this 3120-nucleotide messenger RNA. It is a transcript of the gene gng12b, whose product is annotated as guanine nucleotide binding protein (G protein), gamma 12b. Gene Ontology annotation, cellular component: heterotrimeric G-protein complex. NCBI's taxonomy places the organism in Eukaryota, Metazoa, Chordata, Actinopteri, Perciformes, Serranidae. The transcript is spliced from 3 exons. The coding region runs from base 236 to 454 and encodes 72 amino acids. Gene Ontology annotation, molecular function: G-protein beta-subunit binding. Gene Ontology annotation, biological process: G protein-coupled receptor signaling pathway. The record is from RefSeq and is a predicted model, not a curated record.
AGCUCAGCAGCCGCCAGCAGCAGAUGUCUCUCUCCGCGUCUCCUGUCACUGUCUCACAUCUACAGCCCCACUGCUCAUUUUCUGCGUCGUCAAACUUUUCAUUCGACACAACUCGGGUGUAUUCUUUAAAUUCAGGGAGCCGCACGCGCAUUAUUUUCAUGGCUCGACUUUGAAGAGACAGAAACUCUGUCGGAUCCGAGAGGCCAGGUUUGAGCACAGCUGUCCAAAGACUGCGAUGUCAUCAAAAAUGCAGAGCUCCAGUAGCAUAGCGCAGGCCAGGCGGAUGGUGCAGCAGCUGAGGAUAGAGGCCGGCAUCGAGAGGAUAAAGGUGUCCAAAGCCUCAUCAGACCUGAUGCGCUACUGUGGAGAACAUGCCAAGAAUGACCCGCUGCUCAUGGGCAUCCCCGCUUCAGAAAACCCUUUCAAGGACAAGAAGCCUUGCACUGUUUUGUAGGUGAACAUCGGAACUUUUGCUGCUUUCUUUUUUUAUUCUUAUGUGGGAAACAAAAGCUGUUCACAACUUAUCUUAGGGCCAGUGUACCCCCCUUUACUUUUUCACAUGCCUGCUGCAGUUUAAGGAAUGUAUUCUAGAUACCAGUUACACCAAAGAACAAGCAGAAGCGUGAAGCUGUGGCCUGGAGUUGAGCUGUACCAUGGAUGGGAGAGAUCCUAACUCUCUAAUUAUAACGGCACACAUAAACAAGCCCCCUUAAUCAUUAGUCCAAUCAGAUUUAGGCUUUCAGCUUUCACCUCUUCCUUUCAUCAGGCUUGCUUCAGGAAACAGUUGUUGGAGGUUGUGUUUUACUGAUAAUGAGAGCCAGAGAUAAUGAUAUCCUGUCCCCAGACAAGUAAACUGUCCGUCACAUGAAGACAAAUAGACAGAGUGGAGGUCCACUUCCACUGAUGCACAACUCCUCAGACACAAUCAUAAAUAAUAGUCUUGGCCAUUAAAUUGUUCUCAAACAACUCAAAUCCUAAUCAAAUUGUUCUAUCUAAUUCAACCUUUCCAGAGACAAACAGUUCCCUGAAAAUUUUUUUCAAGGUACUAAGAACUGCUUUUACCAGUGUUAGGAUGAAGUAUAGCUUAUUUACAGUCUAGAUCCACAAUUUUUUUUGGAUAAUUCAACACUGAGGUUUUAUUUUCUGUCAUUACUUGUUACUUCAAGCUAGUUGCAAUCCUGUUAUACGGCAGACUUUCAAUACAUACUUCAAUUAAAUCCAAUGCAUAGCUAUUGAAGGAAUACUUCACCCACAUAAUUAUCAUUUAUAAAUGAAUUAAUUUGUGUAAAAAAUGUUGCUUUUCUCACAUGCCUUUACAGUGAACGAAGAAUCCAAAAAAAGAAAAUUCUGUAUGAAUCUAAGUCAGCGGGAUCUGUGUUAAACAACAGCAAAACUAUAUCAAAACAUCAGUUUACAAACCCUCAUAAAACUCGUGCAGUAUGAUCCAAGUCUCAUUUAUCCAGUCGUAUGCUCAGUACUUGCCAAACACAUGCAUUCAUGCUAAAACCAUACUAUUUGAAACACUUAUGCAUAAAGUAGCACACCUGGGCACAAGUGUGCAUUUAAACUCCAUUGAGCAGAGUUCAAAUACAUGUUGUUGCUUGCAGUGAUGCAGUGGUUAGCACCAUCGCCUCAAAGCAAGAGGGUUCUCGUUUGAACCUGCCAGCCGGCAGAGAUCCAUCUGUGUGGAGUGUGCAUCUUCUGCCCAUGUCAGCAUGAGUGUUCUCCAGGUUCUCUGGCUUUCUCCCACACUCCACAGACCUGAUAGUCGGGUUAAUUGGGGACUCUAAAUUGCCCACAGGUGUGAUUGUGAGUCUAAAUGUCUGUCUCCAUGUGCCAGUGUGAUAGUCUAGCGACCUGUCCAGGGUGUCAGCUAAAAUAAACUCCAAUCCCCCCAUGACCCUGAAAAGGCUAAGUAGCUACUGAUAAUGAAUGAAUGAAUUAAUGUGUUUGUGAUGUACUGAUUCUUCAUGCACACGUUUUUUUGAAUGUUUGUAAACCGAUAUUUUGAUUUAGUUUUGCUGUUGUUAAUUGCGGCCUCCUUUUACUCCAGUUCAUCAAGAAUGUUCUCUGUUUUUGGAUUCUUUGUUCAAGUUCAAGUUUUCUUGACGAGUUCAACGUAACAUGGAAUAACUGAUCAAGAAAUGAUCAUUUUGUGGAUGAUGUCUUGCCUUAAAUUGUGCAGUUUUAAUACCAGAGGGUAGAAUUCUCUUGACAAAACUGUCUAAGUGUCUUUUUUAGUCAUUUUCUUUGCAUUUGCCUUAAAAACAUACACUGUACAUUGUGCAUGACCCUUUUGCAUGAGGUAUUCCUUGAUUUAUAGAAAGAAAUAUUCAUUAUGAGGCCAUCAUUGCUGAAAGAAAAGGAUUCAAGACCAUUCUGUGCCAUCUUAUCACAUCUACCUACUUUAAUGUCACUAUGUUCUUUCUGCAGAGCCAAGGCUGUACUAUUCAGGCACUUUGAAACCGGUUAACACCAGAUGACUGUUAUACUGUUGAGUGUAAAAACAUUCCAUGUUUACAGCUGCUCUAAAACUUUCUCUGAUUUUAUGACGACUGACAGUGUGUAGCUGUGUCUUUGUGUUGUGUGUGUUGGUGCUCAUGCAAAACAUAAGCAACUAAUUUUGCAAUUUUACCGGCCAGGGCCUUAAUAAUGAAGUGAUCCGGCUUCAACCUCUCGACUACCUUUUUAGUCACAUAAGUGCUGUUGUCUAAUACUGUGAAUAAGGAAGGCCCCUAAGGGAUCUUACAAUAGGCUAUUAACUCAAAAUGACUCAUGUUCAAUAAAGGUUUGCAUCAAGAUAGAUCUCAUACGUCCAUAAAUAUUGUAGCGCAUUAUGGUUAUCCAUGAACCACAGUGUAUGCUUGCUUUUUAGGACUGUGCUGAUUCAGUUGAACCUCAACUUUGCGUUUCUGUUUUGUGACAUUAAUUCAACUUUUUGAAUUAAAACUGAGCGUGUUGUUGUUUCAGUCAGUUUUUACUUGUGAAUAUGAAUUUGUGUUUUUAGUAGCGAGACAAUUACAAUGGUUUCUCACACCCUGUGAGUGUAGGUCAGAACUUAUUGUAUGUCAUGUUCUGCCUUUACCUGUUUGUGGUAAAUGCAAAUAAACCUAUGAAAAA